CCACCACCACGAUGGUGACACUGCAGUUUGGUCUGCUAUAACUGGCCUGGGUUUUGUGUUGUGCAGUCCUUAGUGUCUGGGGUCGGGAGAGAUCAAGGUUCUCAGUUGCCAGGUGGUGCUAACCGACAGUGUUUACUGAAAUUGCUGGGACGGCUUCUCCCCUCUAGGUGAGGAACUGGCAACAUCAAGGGGAAGGUGGUACAGGCUGGUGCUGAGCGGCCUGGAAGAAACGCUGGUUUAUCCUGCGGAGUGGCCGGAUGAGUGGUGACCCAGAUGUUCUGGAAUACUACAAGAAUGAUCACUCCAAGAAGCCCCUGCGGAUCAUCAACCUGAACUUCUGUGAGCAGGUGGAUGCAGGCCUGACCUUCAACAAGAAGGAGCUGCAGGAUAGUUUUGUGUUUGACAUCAAGACCAGCGAGCGCACCUUUUACCUGGUGGCUGAGACAGAGGAGGACAUGAAUAAGUGGGUCCAGAGCAUCUGCCAGAUCUGUGGCUUCAAUCAGGCUGAGGAGAGCACAGACUCCCUGAGAAACAUUUCCUCAGCCAGUCAUGGCCCCCGCUCUUCUCCAGCUGAGCUCAGCAGCUCCAAUCAGCACCUUCUCCGAGAACGAAAAUCCUCAGCCCCAUCGCACUCCAGCCAGCCAACCUUGUUCACAUUUGAACCCCCUGUGUCAAACCACAUGCAGCCCACCUUGUCCACCAGUGCACCUCAGGAGUAUCUCUACUUGCACCAGUGCAUAAGCCGGAGAGCAGAAAAUGCAAGGAGUGCCAGCUUCUCUCAGGGCACCAGGGCCUCAUUUCUCAUGAGGAGCGACACAGCCGUACAGAAACUUGCCCAGGGCAAUGGACACUGUGUCAACGGGGUCAGUGGUCAAGUCCAUGGCUUCUACAGCCUCCCCAAGCCAAGCCGGCACAAUACAGAAUUCAGAGACAGUACCUACGACCUGCCCCGGAGCCUGGCCUCCCAUGGCCACACCAAGGGCAGCCUCACAGGCUCUGAGACAGAUAACGAGGAUGUGUACACCUUCAAGACGCCCAGCAACACCCUAUGCCGGGAGUUCGGGGACCUCCUGGUGGAUAAUAUGGACGUUCCAGGCACCCCACUCUCAGCCUACCAGAUCCCUAGGACAUUCACACUGGACAAGAACCACAAUGCCAUGGCAGUGGCCACUCCUGGGGACUCAGCCAUAGCUCCCCCACCCCGGCCCCCCAAGCCAAGUCAGGCAGAAACACCUCGAUGGGGCAGCCCUCAGCAGAGACCUCCAAUCGGUGAAAGUGGCAGAUCCGUCUCAGCCGCGGCCACCAUCCCCAGGCGCAAUACUCUCCCUGCAAUGGACAACAGCCGACUUCACCGAGCGUCUUCCUGUGAGUCCUACGAGUACCCCCAGCGUGGUGGAGAGAGUGCAGGCCGGUCUGCUGAGUCCAUGAGUGAUGCAGUCAGCUCUUUCCUGCCAGGGAAAACAAUUGUGAGCCGAUCAGAUAGCACCAACUCUGAAGACAACUACGUACCCAUGAAUCCAGGUUCCUCCACCCUGCUGGCCAUGGAGCGAGCAGGUGAUAAUGCCCAGAGUGUCUACAUCCCCAUGAGCCCAGGGCCCCAUCACUUUGACCCGCUUGGCUACCCCUCCACAGCCCUUCCUAUGCACCGAGGCCCCAGCCGAGGGAGUGAGAUCCAGCCACCCCCUGUCAACCGCAACCUCAAACCUGACCGGAAAGCAAAACCAACACCACUUGACCUAAGAAACAACACUGUCAUCGAUGAGCUCCCCUUCAAAUCACCUGUCACCAAGUCUUGGUCUCGGGCCAUCCACACCUUCAACUCCAGCUCCUCCCAGUACUGCCGCCCCAUCUCCACACAGAGCAUCACCAGCACGGACUCGGGAGACAGCGAAGAGAACUACGUCCCUAUGCAAAACCCAGUGUCUGCAUCUCCCAUUCCCAGUGGCACCAACAGCCCAGCCCCUAAGAAGAGCACCGGCAGCGUCGAUUAUCUGGCCCUGGACUUCCAGCCGAGCUCCCCAAGCCCCCACCGCAAGCCAUCCACAUCAUCUGUCACUUCCGAUGAGAAGGUGGACUACGUUCAAGUGGACAAGGAGAAGACCCAGGCCCUGCAGAACACCAUGCAGGAGUGGACAGAUGUGCGGCAGUCCUCGGAGCCUUCCAAGGGCGCUAAGCUGUGACUCCGGGGCCACCAAGCCUGGGGAGGGGCCAGGAGGCAGCAUCUCCAGAGCUGGCUCCUCCUUGCCUGUCUCUCUUUCUCCUCUCCCAUUGCCUCCUCCCACCCCUCCCCCUCCACUCUGCCACUCUGGCCUUCAAAGCACUUGACAUCAGGGACCCUGAACCCUUCCCCUGGGAGGUGAGGGCCUGAUCGAGGCACUUCCUCUGCCCACUCGGGGCCCACCUUUGAUUUUUAUCAGCAAUGGCCAUGCCUCUACCCACCUUAGUUAGAGCUAUUGCCAAAAAGCAUCCUUCAGCCUCUUCCUGCCCUUUAGACCUGAAUAUCUACCAGAUGUUUGGAGGGAGGGGCUGGGGUUCUGAGCCAGAUUCUACACCUCACAUUCGGUCACAGCCCUCAGCCUUCUUCCCUCCCGCUACUGGGCUACCUCUCCUUCAGUCUCGGAAGAAGCCAAGUUGCCUCGCUCACCCAGGGAGCCAAGGACCAGCAGACCAAAGUGGACAUGGACGUCUUCAUCCCUGUCUGUCUGGGCAGGGGAGAGGCAAGGCCACCAAAAGAUGGAGGAGUCGAGAAGGAAGGUUAGAGGUGGUCUUGAGGGACAAAGGAAUUAGGUUCCCAGAUGCAGAAGGGCAGUUGAUACCUGUAGGGUCCCCCACUUUCAGGCCAAGUGGCAGUGCAGCUGUUGCCAGGGUGGGAGAGGCAGAAGGAUGAGGACAAAAAGAAGGGAAAACUGAGGAUGCUGGGUGACCAAGAUCAAGAAGGUGCAGGGCUCAGAGCCCAGGAGAUGGGGUGACAAGGACACUGCAGGGUUGGGCCCCCAGAACUGUGGAGCUGCAGGCCCACUGCUGCUGUGACAGCAUGCAGUCUUCCUCAAGUCUCCGCCCGCCUGAGAGCGCCACACUGGAGAGGGCUGGACCGUGCUGGGCAAUGCAGCGUGCGGUGUGGGAGUGCCAGCACGGUCAGGGGAGGCUGGCGGGAAAGCAAUGCAGGGUGCAGGACGUGGGAGGGAGGGAGCAUGGGGUGGACUGGAGGUGAUGCAGGGACUGAGGGCAACCCUGGGACACGAACGGGCUGGGCAGAGGCCCAGGGCAAUGCACGGAUACUGCAGAGGGGAUGGUGCAGCAAUGGAGUUUCUGCAAGAUGGGGAGGCGCAGAGGUAACUGAUGGGAUGAGAGGCAGGGGUGAAGGCUGUGGGGGAACAGUGUAGCAAGCGGGGAAAUAUAUCCAAAGAGCCUGGUGGAGUUCCCAAGGCAGUGCCAUGGGGACGCAGGGUGGAGCAGAAAGUGAAGGAGUGGCAUGUCGUGUCGGGAGCGUGGUGUGCAUGGUGGCAUGACACAAGGGCAGUUCUCAGGACUGACGGGUCACGAGUAAAGCAGUGCAAGGGAGAGAGCAGGGCAGAACGGAGCCUAGAGGACGACAUGUGAGAAAGGCUGGCAGCUUGUGCGGUUCAACUGGGGUUUGUGCCCGGUACCAGGCCCAGAGGGUUUUCUUGGCUCUUCUCACCCUCUGUUGCUCCCUUGCAUCCCAGCUGCCACAUUGGACUCAAACCUGGCUACAGGGACAGGAGAGGCCAGGCCUCUCCUCCCGUGGUCUGAAAGGCUAUCAGAUCAGCAUCGCCUUCUGCCCAACCCUGCCAGGGACAGAGGUAGGGUGUCAUCCUAGACACUCUCUCCUAAACCAAGGAGGGAGAAUGUGAAUGUUUUACGUUGCAAGGUCUUGGCCAAAGAGGGUUUCAGAGGCAACUGGGCAGACCAGAUAUUUCAUCCUACCCUGGGGUGAAUAGAUUUGCUUCCUCAAAAAAAGUGACUUUCCACCAUGUUUAAUGGAGGUGUCUACUGCUCACUUUUCAGCUCCUGUGAGCACACGUGCAUGCACACACAGAAGCGCAUACCUCGCCAGCCCAACGGCCUGACCAUUCUCCAAGAAGUCCCAUCCUGGGAGAAAUUAUUUUCUCAACAGUAACCCCUCUCUUCCUAGUAUUAGUUCUACUCAACUCAACAAGCAUUUAUUAAUGGCUGCUGUGGCCAGGCUCUGUCUAGGCUAGGCACUGAGGACGCAGGAAUGAAUCAGACUUUGUCCCUGCACUUGAGGUCACAGUCGAUGAGAAAAAACACAAGACACUGGUAAUGGCCUUGAGAAAGACAUACUUAAAAUGCUGAUGGCGUGCAGAGGAAGCAAGGCUACUUCUCCAGGAGGUGCCGGGGGCAGGGAUGGAGAGAGGAUACAGAUCAGGGAAGGUGGUUUCUAGGAAAAGGGGGUACCUGAGAUGGGCCUUAGAGGAAGAUGGGUCAGAUGUUUACAGCGAAGGAGGGCAAGGCUGAGGUGCAGCGGAGGAAGAAGGAGAGACUUGGAAAGCCUUGUGCUUUGGGAACAAAAGACCUGUGAGAGUAUGGGUCCAGCUGCUUAGAAGCAAUGGGGCCAUGCCUUGGUGUUCCCACAGGCGAGACAGUAAUGGUGGCAGUGGCCUACAUUGGGCAGGGUUUGCUGGUUCAGUCUACCUACCCCUGACUGUGUCCCUUAAUUUAAGGCCUUCUAUGAAGGGUCUCACGUGGCAGAGCUUUUCGUGGUCCCAGCCCCAGCAGCCUCCCCUGUUGGCCCCAGGGUGCCCCAAUAAUGUCAGCAUUUUGUGUGUGCGCCAUGAUGUGAAUGAAACCGGUUGGAGUCUUCAGAGACUGAGGUAUCCAAAUCUAAUCUCCAAGGCGGCUUCCUUCCAGCUCUUGGUUCCUGUAACUUCCAAACCCUUAGGUGGAGGCGAGAGUAGAGGAGAAAGGAAGUACAAGAAAAGAGGAAACUGGCCUGUUGAAUGUGGAGACUGUGGCUCACAAGCCCCAAACUACCAGGGGUUUAGGACACACCUGUCAACUCAGUUUACAAAACUGGUCCUUUGGCUCCUCAGUGGGUCAAUGUCCACCUCUCCUGAUAGCCUGGCUAGGACUGAGACCCCAGAAUGGGGAUGCCUUCUCAGCCAGCCCAGCUCACACCAGGACUCGUCCUACCUGGGGCUCCCUAAAGAAGGAGCCAUCCUCCUCCUAUUCCAGCUCCACCUGUAAAGUAGAGCAGGAACAGUGAGAAAAGGAGUAAGUGCUACAGGGAGAUGAUGUCUCCUUUGGACCUUAGUUUGCCCAUCUGUGAAAUGGGUGGUUAGAUUAGACAGUCCCUGAGGCCCCUUCUGUGGCUGAUGGCAGCACCCAGAGCAUUAGCCAAUUCACCCAGUCCCCUCCCUAGACUGAUUUUGGUAACUUCUACAUUUGAAACCCUUCAAAUAUGCCCCAUUCCUAGGACAGAAGCACAACCAUUCUAAGUGAUUGGAGGAUGGGCUCAACUCCAGUCUGCCCUUUGGCCCCUUACCUGCCACGGGGCUAAGGCCUCAGCACUAAGCCAUGGCCAACCAGCCCUCCCCAAACCCACACCCCUUUGACAGAGCUCUCUAAGAACAUGACGGGAGAGAAAUUAGCACACACUUCCCCUCUGGGCCUUCAUCUGCAAAAUGUGGGGGAAGUGAGGCUGACCAGGUGAGCUCAAAAGCCCUCUCCUACGGGGGGCCGUCAUUCUGGGACUCACCAAGCUCUUGGGGCCUGGGCCACGGGUAGGCUGCCUGCUGAGGGGUCCCACUGGAGAUUCAGGCUGUCAUGUCAUAUUUGGUGGUGUGUGUUCUUGUGUGUUUGUUGGUUACAUGUGUCUUGAAAUUUAGAAUCAUUUCGCACAGAACUGUCGCUAUUUGUCGGGAAGUAAAACUGGGCUAGGAGAAGCCCAGUCUUAGGUUCUUGCCCUGUUACCAUUUAAAAUUGACAUUUAAUUUUUCAAAUCACUGUUGGUGCCUAAUCACUUAAGUUAUUAAUUUAUUCUGUUUUCUUUUAAAAAAAGAUUUGUAACACAUAUUUAUCCUGUGAGUAGGUCUGGGGUGGGGUGGGAACAUGUUGAAGUGGGUCCUGUUUUUGCUGUGGUGACACAUGGUACAGGCCUGGAGCUUACAGGUCCCUUUUUACUGUGGUGUUGGAGCAGGACAAUAAUAAAGUCCAUUAGAAGAACCAGAGAAGGCUGUUGGAGUCUGCCUUAUCUGAAGAAGCUAGGGGAGGGAAUGUACACGCGUGAAUCCCAGCCUGGGGGCUGUCCAUGUGGAGGCUUAAACACGUUCUCGACGAGAAAAUCCCCUCUCACACGGUCCCAGGCAAGGCUAUGUGCCGGUCUGCUCCACUUCCAUUUUAAUAGGAAAUAACUGGGUACUUUUGGCUGGGAACAAGAGUGAAUUCUCCUUGCCUUGGAAUCUGUAGUCCAGAUGUGUAAAAUGGGCAUUGUAGUAACGUGUCAGCUCAUCUUUCUCAGAUGGUGUACUGGACUGGGACUGUAGAGCGUGACUCAGUCCCCGACAGACUAUCAGCCCACUUUAGCUGGUUCUUACGGUCUGACAUCUCAAGGGUCUGUGACAUAUGGGCCAAAACUCAACUCCUGCACCUUCAGCACAGGCAGACAGCCCCUGGCUUUGCUGCCACCUCCCCACCUCCUUUGUUCUCCCAAAGGGGCCCCUGUGUGCCUAUCCGGCGCCAAGAAUGGGAUGACACCUGAGGCACGCCUCCAGCCUUCUACCUGGUCUGUACCCCCAGGUUCUCAGAAUGUGGUAUCAGCAGUGGCUAAUUCCGGGCAGUCUGGAGUUCCUGGGGUCUGAAAAGCCCCCAGCUACUGGGACUCCAGCCCUACCGGAUUGAUAGGUGAGUCAAGUCCCCCAGCCUAUGUGCCUGCCCCUCCAGAGGCGAAGGACUCCCCUGCUUCUCAGGAUAAUGAACCCCCUCUUCCUUCUCUCUGUUCGUGCCUGCGUCUGGGUAUGUCCCCUCCACCGGUCCCGGCUCUGCCCUCCGGGUCCUCCCAGUCCUCACCUGUAACUCACACAGCACGUCAGUGUGGGGGGCUUUCACCGCCAGUGGUGUGUUGCACAAGUCAAUGGGGCAGGGAGUGUACCCUCCUUCCUGCCCAGACCCAGCAAGAAACCAAGGGUAAAGUGGAUACCACAGCCACUGAGGCAGGAAGAAUGACAUCUUAAAGGCUUCAGAGAACCUAUUUUAUUCCUGUUUUGAGACCCUGUGUCUCUUCUCUCCAUUUAGAAGGGGUACAGCAGUGUCAGGGCACAAUGAGGUCACUAUCUGCUCCUCACCAGACCACCUCCGCCAGCCCCCAGGCUGUGCUAAUGGCCAGCUUUCAGGACGGACAACAGCUUUAGGAGAAACACAAACAUAUUUGCAGUAAAAUAAGGACUAUCUUCACCAGAAAGGGGAUGCAAAUGGUGGCAUCUCAGGCACUGAGGCAGGCGAGGGGAGAGGGGGGUCAGGGGCCUCCCACUGUGAGGGGAGCUGCCCUC
This is a messenger RNA of Diceros bicornis minor, 7526 nucleotides long. RefSeq names its product GRB2 associated binding protein 2 (gene GAB2). The record is from RefSeq and is a predicted model, not a curated record. The coding region runs from base 258 to 2180 and encodes 640 amino acids. The transcript has 10 exons. Lineage: Eukaryota; Metazoa; Chordata; Mammalia; Perissodactyla; Rhinocerotidae.